Molecule: messenger RNA, 3670 nt
Organism: Pecten maximus
Lineage: Eukaryota; Metazoa; Mollusca; Bivalvia; Pectinida; Pectinidae
Exons: 2
Coding region: 906-2540 (544 amino acids)
Molecular function (GO): zinc ion binding
Source: RefSeq, a predicted model, not a curated record
AUUUCAAGCAUUGGGUUUUCCCAGUUUCUGAACCGUCGCCAUUUUUACUUGUACACCCAGGCCAGGAUCUGAAUCAAUUCAAAGGUAGACAUCUCAUUCGGAUCGCCCUUUGCACCAGAAAGGAUCCACCCAUCCUUUUCCAGUUAUACAAGGGAAGAUCUUGUUAACCUCCAGUAGUUACACAAGAAAAGAUUCACAUAUCUUCUUCCAGGUACAUCAGGGAAGGUUUUCACAGCCUUCAAAAAUUGCACCAGAAAAGAUCCACACGUCAUUCACAUGUUACUCAAGGGAAGAUUAUGACAGCCUCUUACAGUUACAUAUCCACACACCAUCUGCCGGAUAAGGUAUUGACAACCUCCGACGAUUAAAAAAGAUAAGAUCCACAAAUCCCCUACCAGGGAAGAUCUGGACAACCUCCAUCAGUUACACUUCAAAUUCACACAUAUCUACCAUGUAUUUACUUCAGAGAAGAUAUUGACAGCCUUCACAAGUUAAAAAUAUAAAAUCUUCACAUCCUCUACCAGGGAGGAUCUGAACAACCUCCAUCAGUUACACUUCAAAUUCACACAUAUCUACCAUGAUUUUACACAAGAGAAGAUAUUGACAACCUUCACAAGUUAGAGAUAUAAAUCUUCACAUCCUCUUCCAGGGAAGAUCUGAACAACCUCCAUCAGUUUCACUUCAAAUUCACACAUCUUUACCAUGUAUUUACUUCAGAGAAGGUAUUGACAACCUUCACAAGUUAGGAAUAUAAAUCUUCACAUCCUCUUCUAAGCAAGAUCUUGACAACCUCCACCAGUUAAAUAAUACGAGAUCUGCACAUUUUUCACCUGUUACUCAAAAGACCUACUUAUCCUCUGCCACCAGUUAACCAGCAGAAACAUCAACAUUAUCCACUCACCACCAUGGCAGCAAAAUACAAGUCAUUUUUCUGUGCACAAUAUCCCAUCAGAAUUAAGGGUACUUCCACAUGCCCCACCCAUAAAGAUAACGACGUAGUUUUUCUAUGCCAGGAUUGCAAAAUGCUGAUUUGCACAACAUGUUCAAUAACCUCGCACAAAUCACAUAUUGACAGUUUUCUGGAGUUAUCCCGAAUUAAGACACAACAUCAAAACAUCCUGCAGGACUUUGUUAAUGAUACGGACAACGUAAAAAUUCCAAAACUCAAUCAAGAAAUUUCAUCAACACGAACUGAACUUUCACAAUGUAAACCGAAAUAUGGAAAACUCCGGGAAAAAAUUAAAGAAGAAAACGAAAAGUGUAAGUUACAACUUGACAAAAUCACAGAAGAAUACACAGCAAUAUGUGAAAAGAUGGAGCUGGCUUCCGCUGACCUCUUUCAGACGCGCAUCACAAACCUUGAGGAGAGGCUGGAUACUUUGAGAAAACUCUCUUCAGAGUGUAAACAGACUCUCCAGAUAGGAACAGCUGUGCUGAUGUAUGACUCGGUAUCCGAAAUUCAGGAAAUGGAACUAGACAUUCCACAAGCGACUAUCAUAAAUAUGACAGAGUUUACUCCGGGCCAAGACAGACAAAAUCUUCUGAAGCAGGCAAUGGGGAACAUGGAGGUUCCAAACAACCUUUCCUUUGCAGGAUUAACAACUGGCGGUCAGUCCGACCAAAAUCAAGCAGUCCGACCCAAAAAGUCAACAGAGACUGAUCAAGCCUCCACUGCAGCAGUCCAGUCCACAUUUUUAGAAUGUCCAGAGGUCGUAUCCAAGUUUUCCUAUCCGCAGUCAAUCAAGUCAAUAUGCCCUACAUCUGAUGGGCGUGCAUGGUUCUGUAAUCGAUUCAAUAGCACGUUGACCCUCAUCAACAAUAAACGUCAGGUCAUACAGAAGAUAACCGGCACCAACAGAAUUGAUGAUAUUAGUCUACACCCAACCUCAGGUCUCUUGUGGUUCUGUGGGGUAGAGAGUGAAGCUAUUUUCGCAAUUUCUGUUUCAAAUGAACACGUUCCAAUGUUCAAUACAUCCGAAGGUCUCCCCACGAGCCUCUGUGUGACAAAGCAAGGUCAGAUAGUAGUUGGUAUAGGAUGUUCGCAGGGGUACAAGGUCGAAAUGUACACGAUAGAUGGCAGAGUGUUAUACUCAGCCAUAGAGCAAGGGCCAGUGCCGGGGAUAGUCGUGUCAAUCGCACAGUGUUCUGUCACAGGUAAUAUAGCUGUAGUGGGUAUCAAAGACGCCGCUGGAGACAGUAGUGAUUCAGAAGAUCGCAUGCCUCAUGUCAUUGUGUACGACCCAAAACUCCAGCCUUUGUUCCACUACCGGGGCGAGGGGAUCCAGUCGGCCGACGGAUCGGUGACACCAGACAAGUUUGACCCAGCCACAGUUGUAUAUGACAGCAAAGGAAAUAUCUUAGUUAAUGAGAGGACAAGGAAUACAAUCGAACUGAUAAGUGGAACAGGGAAGCACAUUAGAACACUACUCACGAACAAAGGAACUGUGGGAGCGAUCGGUAUUCAGAAAGACGAUGUGCUGUGGUCACACCUAAGGAUAGGAAAGUGGGGAGUGAAACUUUUGAAGUACUAUUGUGAUUAAAUGGAAGAAGUUUGGUUGAGUGAGGAGUGAAACUUUUGAAGUACUAUGUGAUUAAAUGGAAAACAAGUUUGGUUGAGUGAGGAGUGAAACUUUUGAAGUACUAUUGUGAUUAGAUGGAAGAAAGUUUGGUUGAGUGAGGAGUGAAACUUUUGAAGUACUAUGUGAUUAAAUGGAAAACAAGUUUGGUUGAGUGAGGAGUGAAACUUUUGAAGUACUAUUGUGAUUAGAUGGAAGAAAGUUUGGUUGAGUGAGGAGUGAAACUUUUGAAGUACUAUGUGAUUAAAUGGAAAAAAGUUUGGUUGAGUGAGGAGUGGAACUUGUUAAGUACUAUUGUGAUUUAAUAAACGUAUCUUUGGCUGUCUUGGGAGUAAAACUUUUGAAGUACCUCAGUGAUUCAGUAGAAGAAACUAAUAGUAGCUUGAGUGAGUAGUGAAACUUCUGAAGUACUGUGAUUUAAGGAGAUAACUUUGGUUGAGUUCGGAAUGAAGUGCCUCAGUGAUUUAAUGCAAGUGACUGGUUGAGCGAGGAGUGAAACUUCUGAAAAUAUAUACGCCUGUGAUUUAAUAUAGAUAAGUUUGGCUGAGUUCAUAAGGAGUGAAAUUCCUGAAAUACGUCUGUGAUUUAAUGUCAAUAGCUGUGGCUGAGUUCAUGAGGAGUGAAACUUCUGAAAUACGUCUGUGAUUUGAUGGAAGGAACUUUGGUUGAAUAAGAACUGAACUUAAUUAAUGAAGUACUUCUGUAGUUAAAUGGAAAUAAUUUGGCUGUCUGGAGAGAGAAACCCCUUAAGUGCGUAUAUGAUUUAAUUAAACUAACUUUGGCUGAGAGAGAGUUAAAUAGAAGAUUCGUAGAUAUUUUCCCGGCAAAUCAAGACAAGGUCAACUGAUACUUGCCCUUUUUACAAGUUUGUUCGGAUUAAUUUCUUUAAUCUUCAUCAGAAGGAUAUUUGCAGAUAUAAAUAUAUUUGUUUUUUAAAUGCUAUUUGUACAAAGUUAAACAGAAGUACCCAUUCCGCUUUGUUCACACGACUGUCGUAUAUUUUCUUCAGGAGAGGAUUUCAAAACUGUAUUUGCACAAUUUUACUAUGUCGCUGAUCGUUUGGUUUUUAAUUAAAAUACGUGUCUUGCUAGAAA